This is a messenger RNA of Lachancea meyersii CBS 8951, 1944 nucleotides long. NCBI's taxonomy places the organism in Eukaryota, Fungi, Ascomycota, Saccharomycetes, Saccharomycetales, Saccharomycetaceae. The record is from the annotation of a GenBank genome assembly.
AUGACACGCACAAUACCUCGUCGGCUGCUGCUGCUGUUUUUGGCGGCAUCGGCACUGGCAAUGGAGAUGGAGAUGGGGAUGGAGAUGGGGGAAGAGACAAUGACGCCGACGGCCAGCAGAAUUGAUGCGGCACACAAGAAUCGAACACCCUCCUCGUACGCAGCGACACUCACACCAACACCAACACCCACACCCCACGAGCCCAAGCACGUGCACGGCCUGCCGAUCCUACAACAGCAAUUGACACCCAACGAGCGUGCGUAUUGGGAAGCGUACUCGACCACGACGUUCUUCAAUUUGCCCCCCGAGUCGCCACGCUCGCAAAAACAAGUGGCCAAAAUACACACGUGGCUCGUGGCGUUGGUCACGUGCGUGGGUUACCCGGUUGCGCUGAUGUUGGGUCACGUGGCGUGGAAAAACGUGACGCGCACCGACGCACUCGUUAAUAGUGAUGAUAUGAACAAUCACGACACCAGCACCAGCACCAGCACCAGCACUACUCCUCCUCCCCGCCAUUUCCUCAAGUUCUGCCAUGCCGCGCUCACCACCGCCAACGUCUCCUCGCUCAUAUUGGCCAUUGUCUUAUUGUCGGGGUUUUCCGACCCAGCUGUCCAGUACCCAAAAAAUGCGUACCGCAGGACCUGCAUCGUGGUCGCCGCUGUAUCCAUACUACACCUGUUGGCCACAGUUGUGCGUUAUCUCGGGUUUGUGAAAAAUGCCAGAAACAAAGCGUUGGCGUCGCCGCAGACCUCGCAUGUCCCGCUGGAAAAUUACGAAAUGGUGGCCUCAAAUGAGCGACACCAUUCGCAGUCUUCGCACGAUUCCGAGCUCACUGCAGCCACCUCCGCAAGCUCCCACACAGCCUCAUCACACGGCAAACCGGCCGCUCGUCAGGGUUCCCCACUGGACACCGACUCGGGUUUCGACUACAGUCCACACACCGAUCUAGAAAUGCAUCGCAGGUCACUGGCCGCGCUUUCUGCCAAUCAGCUGCCCGUUGCCGCUCGCAUUGCGUCUGUUGUGCUCAACUUCACAUCCUGGCCCUUAUUUAUACUGCUGGCCAUUCACUGCGUCAUUGGUAUUGCCGUGGGCAACUUAUUUGGGCGCGGCUUGCGUGUAUUCAACCUGCUAGCUCACUGGAUCAAGGGCGGUGUUUUCGUAACACUCGGCAUUGUAUCGCUGGCUCGCUACUGCGGAUGCGGCGUCAACAAGGGCUGGGCCUGGAACAAAACCACGGUUCAAAUGCAUCCUACCAGCGCGGUUCAAAAUUGGAGACACAUGGUUCUGCCCAACGGCUCCAUGAUCACCAUGGAAUUCAUAGAGUCGUUUCUCAUCUUUUUCUAUGGUUCCACCAACGUGUUUCUCGAGCAUCUGUCCAACGUCGAUGGCCAAUGGCAUGCCAAGGAUCUGCAACAUGUAUCGAUAGCGUUCAUGUUUAUUGGAUGCGGGCUCUGUGGUCUGAUUGUCGAGUAUAAGCUGUCAGACUGGAGGAAAAGUCAGUCUGUCGAUGAAAGUUUAGGACCCUUGACCACAGGAACUCCUGGCUAUACUCUAAAUCCGUUCCCAGCGUUUACCAUUUUCUGGACCGGGAUUCUGAUGUCUCAACAUGCCCAGGCUUCCGUCACAUCCACCAAUAUUCACGUGCAAUGGGGCUACCUUCUGUCGUAUGGGUCAUUCUUCCGGAUACUCACCUUUUUGCUGCUUGUAUGGAAGCCUAACCAAGAUAACAAGCCUUCUAGGCCAUUCACGGAGCUGAUUGCUUCGUUCUGCUUGUUAUGCGGCGGCCUCAUUUUCAUGGAGUCGACGGACCAAGUCGUCGAGGCAUUGGAAUACCGUGGUCUCACCAGCAUGUUUACAUUUAAUCUCAGCGUGGGCUUUGUCACGCUAUUCAUGGCCUGGGAAAUGAUUUUAUUACUCUGGAAAGAUUGUUUAGAAAAGAGGUGA